Molecule: messenger RNA, 651 nt
Organism: Rhipicephalus sanguineus (brown dog tick)
Lineage: Eukaryota; Metazoa; Arthropoda; Arachnida; Ixodida; Ixodidae
Product: glutathione S-transferase 4-like
Exons: 5
Coding region: 1-651 (216 amino acids)
Biological process (GO): glutathione metabolic process
Molecular function (GO): glutathione transferase activity
Source: RefSeq, a predicted model, not a curated record
AUGACCAUCACUCUGUACAUGGCAAUUGCGAGUCCUCCCUGCAACUUCGUGCGCUCAGUCGCCAAGCAUGCAGGCAUUGAGCUGACGCUCAAGAAGGUGGACAUGGCCAACAAGGAGCACUUACGAGACGAAUACCUCAAGAUCAAUCCUUUCCACAAAGUACCUGCGAUGGACGAUGACGGUUUUGUAGUCUAUGAAAGCAAUGCCAUUGCCUACCACUUGCUUCGCAAGUACGCUCCUGAGUCUCAACUCUAUCCAGCGUGCAUUAAGACUCGCACCCGCAUCGACCAGAUUCUCUCAUCGAUUUCCACUACACUUCACACCGCCGCCAUUGCCUUCUUGUUUCCUCGAUUCAUUCAGAAGACCAAGCCGACAGCUGAGGAGCUGGCGGAUUUUGAACAGAAUUUCGUCAGCGGCUUGGAGCACCUCAUAGGUGACGGCAAGUUCGCGGCCAGUGACGCCUUCACUCUCGCCGAUAUCGCACUGACCACACGCAUCGUCGUGGCUCUUGAGAACGGCUACGUGGACCCUGCCAAGUUUCCUAAGCUCGCAAGUUAUUACGACCGGGUCAAGCGUGAACAGCCCCAUUUUGAGGAAAUAUGCAUGCCAGGUGCCAACAAUCUCAAGGAAGCCUUUGCGAAACUUAAAUAG